Molecule: messenger RNA, 1365 nt
Organism: Pseudomassariella vexata
Lineage: Eukaryota; Fungi; Ascomycota; Sordariomycetes; Amphisphaeriales; Pseudomassariaceae
Exons: 3
Coding region: 1-1365 (454 amino acids)
Biological process (GO): adenylate cyclase-activating G protein-coupled receptor signaling pathway; cell surface receptor signaling pathway
Cellular component (GO): plasma membrane
Molecular function (GO): G protein-coupled receptor activity
Source: RefSeq, a predicted model, not a curated record
AUGGCAACAAACGACAAAAACGCCCCAGUGGAUCCCUUGAGGGCUGGGCAGCUCUUAGCAAUCAGUGUCAUCGAGCGCGUAGGCUCGGUCUUCUCAUUGUUAGGAUGUCUCUUCAUCAUUGUUACCUUUUCCUUCUCCAGGGCUUUCCACAAACCUAUCAACCGUCUGGUAUUCUAUGCCUCCUUCGGGAACAUGAUGACCAACGUGGGAACACUCAUGGCUAGAGAAUAUAUUGGCAACGUCGACUCAAUCGGAUGUCAACUCCAGGGGUUUCUGAUUCAGAUGUUUUUGCCGGCUGAUGCUUUUUGGACGUUGGCCAUGGCCGUCAAUGUGUACUUGACCUUCUACUUCAAGUUCGACGCUCAGCGCCUCCGCAAAGUGGAGAUUUGGUACUUCUUACUUUGCUACGGAAUACCAUUCAUUCCUGCUCUUACGUACAUCUUCGUCAGUAACAAAGGCCAAGGACGCAUGUACGGAGAUGCGACGCUGUGGUGUUGGGUUAGUUCGACUUGGGACGUUUUCCGCAUUGCUACUUUCUACGGACCUGUCUGGGUUGUGAUUGUUCUCACUUUCUUCAUCUAUCUCCGUGCCGGUGGCGAAAUCUACAAGAGACGAAAGCAGUUGCGAAAUUUUAGCAGCACUACUCACGACCCCGAACCGUUGACAAUGGACGACCCCUUUUCCACCAAGACGACAGAGGUGACGGUUACCACCGAAGAUGCGACGACUAUCGGCGAACAAGGGAUCAAUCUUGGCCCCAUAGGUGGCAGUGGACCAGAGGCAGGCCCUGUGCAACAGCAGUACUCGGUGACCAUCUCGUCAGAUGCUCGCAACAAGCGCGAGUCACAUAGCGAUUUCUCCUUGCCGAUACAGAGCAACGUCAUCAGCCAGGUCCCACCCACUAGGCACGGCAGAGCUCAGAAACGACGAGCCAACUUCGAAGCUAACAAUGCUGCUUGGAGUUACACCAAGUGCGCCAUCCUCUUCUUCACGGCUAUCCUCGUCACAUGGAUUCCGUCUUCAGCCAACCGCGUGUACAGUGUUAUUAAUGCAGGGGCUGUCUCGGUGCCUCUCGAGUUUAUGAGCGCCAUCGUCCUGCCACUACAGGGUUUCUGGAACGCGGUCAUCUACGUCGUCACAUCAUGGAAAGCUUGCAAGAUGUUCUUCACCGAUAUUGGCGACCGCACGAGCUACCGCCACAGUAAUUCGAGGUACACGGCGGAUUUUACCGACAAGAGGCAUACAGCGUUCAAAAUGCCUAGCCGCAUCCCUAACAAAAAUUACGAAAGUGAAUCGAUGACCGAGCUCGCGAAUGACACGCGGCCGAAUUCAAACGAGGACCGAAGCAGGCCGCCGGGCGUCUGA